CGCUCUUCCCAUCUCACAGACUGACCCACAUCCAGCACAAAGGACUACAACUGCUGACUCUGAUAACCCACAUCAUAUCAUCCGCCAGCAACACUGCAGUGGGAAAAUAAAUAAAUAAAAUGACAGUAAAAGGUUGCACCAACAGUCCAAACUGUUGAAGGAAACAUGCCUCCAAGCUAUGAAGAGGCAAAUGCAGGAUGUCCUGGUUACUACUAUGGUGAAGGAACUUUUUCCUGGGAUGACAUGUAUAUUAGACGAGUUUUUAUACGAAAGGUUUAUUCGAUUCUGAUGCUGCAGCUCUUUUCAACAGUAGCAGUUAUUGCUCUCUUCACAUUCUGUGCUCCAGUGAGGAUGUACAUUCAAACACAUCCUGUUUUAUACUCCUGGUCCAAUCUUCUGUUUCUUGUCACAUAUAUCUCAUUGGCUUGCUGCGGUGAUUUGAGGAGGCAGUUUCCAUGGAAUCUUAUUCUUUUUACAAUCUUUUGUGGUCUGCCCCUUGCUUUCUGUCUGGUGUCUUAUGUCAUGUUGUGCUAUGCUGUUGUUCCUGUUAGCCCUGUGUUUCCCUCCUGGAUGAUUAAAGACUCUCGUUUUGAGUUAACUCCUACGUCUCCUCGCUCCUCCAGUAGGCAAAUCGUGACAAUUUCUUGUGGAUUAUUGUGA
Sinocyclocheilus anshuiensis is the source of this 660-nucleotide messenger RNA. RefSeq names its product protein lifeguard 2-like. Gene Ontology annotation, cellular component: membrane; endoplasmic reticulum; Golgi apparatus. The record is from RefSeq and is a predicted model, not a curated record. The coding region runs from base 166 to 660 and encodes 164 amino acids. The transcript is spliced from 10 exons. Gene Ontology annotation, biological process: negative regulation of apoptotic signaling pathway. NCBI's taxonomy places the organism in Eukaryota, Metazoa, Chordata, Actinopteri, Cypriniformes, Cyprinidae.